Molecule: messenger RNA, 2465 nt
Organism: Gaeumannomyces tritici R3-111a-1
Lineage: Eukaryota; Fungi; Ascomycota; Sordariomycetes; Magnaporthales; Magnaporthaceae
Exons: 2
Coding region: 529-2313 (594 amino acids)
Biological process (GO): carbohydrate metabolic process; N-glycan processing
Cellular component (GO): endoplasmic reticulum; Golgi membrane
Molecular function (GO): mannosyl-oligosaccharide 1,2-alpha-mannosidase activity; calcium ion binding
Source: RefSeq, a predicted model, not a curated record
CAAAAGGAGCGCCUUCCAUGUUCAAUUUGAUCCUCACGAGUCGAGUCUGUGCAUCAGGCGGCCUUGCUUUUUUAAGCAGCACAGUCGAGAAUGACCAGCCAAUUCGUCCAGCGAUCAAUGCCAAGCCGACCGACCCAACGCCCCUGGACAAAGGGAGCUCCCAGUGGGGUUCCUUAGCUGCGAGGGAGCGAGGACAGACCGGCAGUACGAGCAGGGCUGGGUGCUGGGCCCGACAAAUGGACUUUUGCAUGGGCUCGUGUCGACGACAUCCAUGGAUCUGCGACCCUCCCACUGGACCCUUUUUGAAGGUCCCUCUCUUUUGCCCCUUUUACAUUCCUCCCAGUGCAACACUGACUUCUUGUCAUUGUUGCAUUUCGGCGGCCUGGAUCGUUGCCAGGCUGUCUCUUGUGUCUCUGCCCUCACGCCGCCCAUCGCAGAGCAGCAGCCUCUCGAUGGUGCCCUCCCUUAGCGCCCGUUUCUCAGCAGCUGUGCUGCUUUCUCCUUGAUCUUUCUCCUUGAUGCUCCAAAAUGACCAUCCCUGUGAUCCACCGCAGCCCGAAGCGCAUGCUCAUCGCAGCCGCCAUUGCCAUCUUCGUCACCUACUUCCUCCUGCACCCCGUCGUCUCCUCUCGGUCCGCGCCCGUCCCCCAGCCACACCAGCAGGGCGAGGCCAAGUUCGGCGACUGGGCUAACAGGCCCGAGAACUGGCCCUCCAAGUCCAAGCUGGUCGACCUUCCCGAAGGCACGCCCCACAAGCUUCCGCGAAUCCAGCACGACUUCGCCGCCGACGCGCCCGAUCCCCAGCUCAAGAAGCUCAACGCUGCCAGGAGGGAUGCCGUGAAGGCGGCUUUCAAAAAGAGCUGGGACAGCUACAGGAAAUAUGCGUGGGGCUUUGACGAGCUCCGGCCUGAGACGCUCAAGGGCGACGAUACGUUUGCUGGCUGGGGUGCCACUCUCGUCGACAGCCUGGACACGCUCUGGAUCAUGGGCUUCAAGGACGAGUUCGAGGAGUCUGUCAAGGCUGUGCAGAAGAUUGACUGGGGCGCGGCUUCGGGCACAGGAUGCUCGCUUUUCGAGACCACCAUCCGGUACCUUGGAGGGCUAUUGUCUGCCUACGACCUGAGCGGCUCGCGGCCUCUGCUAGACAAGGCUCUCGAGCUGGCGCACAUGCUGUACGCCGCCUUUGACAACCCGGCUCGCAUGCCGGUCAACAACUUCAGAUUCGAUCUGGCCUGGAGCGGCAACCUCAUGCCCAGCUCGCGCGAGAUCUCGGCCGCCGUCGGCACCAUGUCGAUGGAGUUCACCCGCCUCGCCCAACUGACGAACGAGACCAAGUUCUACGAUGCCAUUGACCGCAUCAAGGUUCAGAUGGAGAAGACGCAGGCCAAGUCGUACCUACCCGGCAUGUGGCCUAUGUGGCUCGACGUGUCCGAGGGCAUCCACCCCAUGGACAACUCCUUCACCCUCGGUGCGCAGGCGGACUCGCUCUACGAGUACCUCCCCAAGAUGUACGCUCUCCUGGGCGGGCUGGACGAGGUGUACGCCAAGAUGGCCAAGUAUAUGCUGGAUACGGCCAGGAAGCACAUCCUCUUCCGCCCCAUGGUUCCGGACAAAGUCGACAUUCUGUUCUCGGGUGAAGUCAUAGCGAAUGGCAAUGUUUUGGACCUAAAGACGGAGAUGCAACACCUGUCGUGCUUUGUGGGCGGCAUGUACGCCCUCAGCGGCAAGCUGCUCGCCUUCGAGGACGGCGUGGCCACCGGGGCGCGCCUGGCGCGUGGCUGCGCCUGGGCCUACUCGGCCUUCCCUACAGGCAUCAUGGCCGAGGUUGCCACGGUUGCUGAGUGCGGGAGUGGCGCAGGUAAAAAAGAUAAAAAUAUUCAGACGCCAGGGACCGCUCUGGAGCCGCCCUGCGAGUGGAACCAGACGUUGUGGGAGAACCUGGCCGGUAUGAACGCCAAAACGCUGCCCGGUGGUUUCACUAGCGUCUGGGACCGCCGGUACCUGCUGCGGCCCGAGGCGAUUGAGAGCGUCUUUGUGCUCUAUCGCAUCACGGGCGAGCGCGAGUGGCUCGACUCUGCCUGGGCCAUGUUUGAGUCGAUCCGGGCGGCCACCGAGACGGAGCACGCCUUUUCGGGCAUUGGCGACGUCACGUUAAAGACAAGGAACAACAAGAUUGAUAGCAUGGAGAGCUUCUGGCUGUCUGAAACACUCAAAUAUUUCUUCCUGAUUUUCUCUGAACCAGACGUCAUCAGCCUAGACGACUUUGUGCUCAACACAGAAGCACACCCCUUCCGAAUCCCCAAGCCGAGGUAAUGGUGGUGGGUUCGGAUGGCGGGAUCGUGUUGUGAGCACGGCAGCUCUAAAAAGGCGGCAUCGAUAUGCCACCAACCCUAAUUCUGACGCAGCAACAUUGUAUACCAGUAGAUUAAUUAUAGAGAAUAUGAAAGCUGUGGCUUUCAGCCAAA